AUGUCCUUUCGAAACGACGAAGGCCGCCGGUACGGGCAUGUCCCGCCGGUCCAGUAUCCCGUCGCUGGCCAGCAGCCCGCAGAGCAGCCCGGCAUGACCCGCCAGGCGAGCUUCAACUCUGGCGACGACGGCACCUACUACGACGGCCACGCCCAGGGCCGCUACGGCGCCGCCUCGACGCACCGGCCGUCUGCCAGCGCCGGCGAGGACGACCUCUUCAUCUCGAGCCCGGCCAACUACCCGCCCGCCCGGCCAGCGCCUGGCUCGUCUGCCAGCACGGCCAUGGCCGGAUACGCUCACCAGUACCAGCAGGAGCAGCCGCCGCCGACGCCCACGCACCAAGUCUACAACCCGCAGACGUUUGCCCAGCCGUCCAACUUCCACCGCUCCCAGUCGACCAACGUGCCGUACCACCACCAGUCCGUGGCGUCGCGAUACUCUGCGUCCUCGUCCGGCUCCAACAACGCAUACGGCAGCCCCUCGCCGACAAACUACGCCCCUCAGGCGUACAACCCCGCCGCCUACGCUCCCACGGCGCCGCAGCGUCACACCUCAUACCAUGGAUACAGCAACAGCCAUGAUCAGCCUUACGGCACCGGCGCUGGGCAGCCGUCGCCAUCCUUCCCGCCCCAGUCGCCAGGUGUGCCGUAUCCCACCCACUCGCCGACACGAUCCCCCUCGUACCAGCAGACGAUGCCCACCAGCCCAUCUUCGUUCGCCAUGUCAGGGUCCCAAUCGCAGUCCUCGGCAUACGCCUCUCCGGGCUACGGCGCUCAGCAUCAGGCGUACGGCUCCAACGGCGGCAGCCCGAGCCCUGCUGCUUUCUCCAACUCGCAAACCCCAUAUCCGACGACCUCCCAUAUGCCAGCGUACCCCACCGAAGGCGGUGUUUACCAUACCCGCUCUACUCGAUCAGACUCUCAGGGUUCUUCGCUGGCCUCGCCGUAUAUGCCGCCUCUGGGAUCUCCCGGGAUAAUCAGGCACCCGACCAAUGCCCCUCUACCCAGUCGGCCCAUGGCCGAUCUGCCCGAAGAAGCAACUCCAUGGGACGCCAACGGCCGCCCGCUUCCCCAGCCCCAUCGCGAUUACCGCGACGGCGAGCCCUUCGACCAAGAGAGCAUUAUGCAGGAGAUUGAAGCUGAACUAGGAAGGGGAGAUGGCCGGACAGAACCUCGCCCACUCCCCUCUCCUAUCCCGUCAAACGGCCAGCUGACGCUCGCCCACCGGACGUCCAGCAGGGCAGCGCCUCAAGCCAUCUACGAUGAAGGAGAUGACUCUGAUGAUCUGGAGGGUGCUGCCGGCGUGCUGGCGAUGCAGCAAGCCGAGCUGGAGGAAAGACGGUUCAGUGGAAGCACCUUUGUAUAUAACGAUGCGCCCACCAUUGCGCACCCGCCGCAGUCCAACCCUCUGCCUCCACCGCCCGAAGAACAGGAUCAGAGCAGCGACAGUGAUUAUGGAGGUUUCAUGGACCUGGGGGGUCUCAGCGGAGGUUACGCAGGUCAGCUCACAUACGGGAAUGAGGUUGGGCAUUACGGGGCGUCUUCCUUUUCCCCAGCAUCCUCACGGCCUUUACCAACGCCAGGGCAAAGUCGACCCGCCGAGGUGGAUUACGGGGGCACUGGCGGCCUGCAGGCUCCUCGUGCCAAGCGACUCAGCUUUGACGAAGGCGACGAGAGAGUCUCCAUUCACUCGCACCGCAGCGGAGCAGAGUCACCCACCAAGGACGAUUAUGACGACCUCUUCUAUCAUCCAGGCCUGACGAACCGGCCGCUGCCAUCUCUCCCUCCGGCCCCAGGGUCCGACACCAGCUCCAUGACGUCUGGACAGCUCACCGGCCGCACCGCCUAUCAUACGUAUACCAGAAGCACAGACUCGAGGAGUCAACUCGAUAGUCCAGAGACCUUUUACACCGUACCCUCUACCUAUUCGCAUCAGCCCGAGAGAUCAGUGUCGCUGGCUGGGUACAGUCACACGCCGCAAGUGCAAGCACCUGCGAGGUCACGGACUGAUGCGGCUGAGGAGCGCAGGAAGUUGGCCAGGCAGCAGCAGGUGCCAGUAGGGCUACCAAUCACCGAAUAUGAGGCCGGGAUGACUCCUCCGGUAGGAGGCUUCGAUAGCAUCACCCUCCCCUCUGGCGGUAGGAAGAAGAAGUUUAUCCCAUCGAAGCUGACGCCCGCCGACUUCAGGCGAUGCCCAGAGCCCUGGGCGCUCAGUGGCAUUGAGGCCUGGGUCCGUGAGAUGGCUGAAGGGGAGCUCGACCUAAGAGAAAAGAUUGUUGAGGAGGCACUCACCAUCAUGUUCACUUUCAAAGUCCCAACUAUGAACGUCGCUGAUGCCGAGGCCCUCAGCUCCACUGUGCUCGCUUACAUGCUUCGUUACGGCGUCCUUCUGCCCGACGAAGAAUGGGUCAAGCUCGGUUCUGGCCACAUCUCGGGAGUUUUGUGGCAGUUGACCGGCUCAGGGUGCUAUGCGCCCAAGCUACAUGAGACGGAGAUCCACGGGCGUUGCUAUUCCACCCAUUGCAUGCGCACCCUCAAGAAGGUGGACCUCGAGGGCUUGACGGAGAAGCCGGCGGACGACUGGCACGUCUUUUACAAGUUGACCAAGGAGGACAUCGAAUCCCGGCCAAAGAAGGAGGUGGAGCGCCAAAACAUCUUGCACGAAAUCGUCACCGGCGAGGAGACCUACAUCAAGCAGCUGGACAUCUUCCGCACGCUGUACAGAGACGACCUGCGCGCAAGAGAGCCGCCCAUUAUCCGCCCUGAGAAGCGUGACAAGUUCCUCUCUGCCGUCUUUGGAAAGCUCGAUACAGUCUUGCGCAUCAACAAAGACCAUCUCCUGGCGCAACUCAAGUACCGACAGCAGGAGCAGGGUCCAUGGAUCGUCGGCUUCAGCGACAUCUUCCGAGAGUGGAUUCGCAAGGCCAAAAACGACUACAUUGAGUAUGCGACCGCAUAUCCUCGGGCCGCCUACAUGAUUCGCAAAGAAGCUAGUCGAAACAUUUUGUUCAAGCAGUUUCUGGAGGACAAGCAGAAGCACAAGUCUUCCCUGAAGCAAGACUGGACCCAUUUCCUCAUCACUCCGCUGCAGCGUCUCCAACGAUAUAUCCUCUUACUUGAAACGGUGGAGCGCAAGAUGCCGGGGGAAAGCGAGGAGAUGACAAACCUCAAGAAAGCCAUUGAGGAGAUUCGAGUGGUCACGUUGGAAUGCGAUGCCAAGGUCGCCGAGACCAACAAGAGGGUGGAGAUGAUGGAGCUCGAUCGAAUGCUCAUUCUACGCCCGGGCAUGCAAUCUGUGCUGAACCUGGACCAUCUUGGCAGAACCCUGAUCAUUCAGGGUGAUCUGCAGAGGCUGAGCUCAAGCGGCAUCAAAUGGGUCGACACGCACGCCCUGCUGUUUGACCACUAUCUGAUUCUGGCAAAGCUGGUUGUUGCAAGAGACACCGGAGAAAAGAAGUACGAUGUUUCCAGAGAGCCUAUCCCGAUGCCCCUUUUGUUUCUGGAGAGUAUGAACGAUGAACCCGUCAUCAAGCAAAAGGGCAUUACGGCUCCCUUAGCUAGGACAACUGCCGUAGGGCCGGCAGCUGGAUCAACAACGCAGCUCAGCAAAGUGGCAACCAACAGCACCGCUCGACCAGGCCUGGAGCACACAGCGACGAAUUCCACGACUGGUUCGGCGACGACGCUCACGCCGACCCCGUCCAGCGAUGUUGAAGGCAAGAUUCUUUACCCCUUCAAGAUCAAGCAUCUGGGUUAUGAGGUGUACACGCUGUAUGCGUCGUCCGCCCGAGACCGGGCAGAGUGGUGCUCAAAGAUUGUGGAGGCGAAGACGAUGCACGCAAAGGCCCUCUUCUCCCAGAACGCGGAGCCUUUUAGGCUGCGUGUCCUUGCCGACGCUGCCUUUCACUACGACAUUAGCUCUCCUCAUGCUAGAUCUGCCGGUGUUCCUGUCAAGGGGACACCGCUUGACCGAGCAAUUCAAGAAUUGGAAGACGUGCUCGGCUCCGCACAGGGUGUCGCCCCCGUGUGCCGUGCCCAGGUGAACUGCGCCACGGCCUUUUCAGCAUUUGGCAAGGCCGUCAUUGCGAUUGGAACAGACUACGGCAUCUACAUUGCCGAUCCUUCGAAUCCACGCGGCUGGACCCGAACGGUUCAGAUCGCCAGGGUUACGCAAAUCGCGGUUCUGGAAGAGUUCAACGUGUGCGUUGUCAUUGCUGACAGGUCGCUGAUCUCGUAUCCGUUGGACGUGAUAGCCCCUGUUUCCGAGUACGCUCCGCCGGUCAAUGACAACCCUAGAAGGGCUCCCCAGAGACUGGCCAAGGAUGUCACAUACUUUGCCACGGCAAGAAUGAAGGACAGGACGCUACUGUUCCACAAGAGAAAGGAAGGGUUGAACACGAUGUUUAAGGUUCUGGAGCCCAUUCUGCAGAAGUCUUCGGAGAAAAAGUCGCGGUUCUUCGGCAGAGGCAAGGGCGCCUCUGGAAGCACCGAGACGUUCCGCGACUUUGACGAGUUCUUCUUCCCCACGGAAUGCUUCGGCCUGAGUUUAUUCCAGACCUAUGUCGCCGUCUCCACAGCCAAGGGAAUUGAAAUGUUGACGCUCGACAAGAAGCAGCCUAUCUCCAUUCCGGAUCUGAAGCCGCAGGCAAUUGCCAAUAUUGCCGAUCGUAUUCGACAGCAACAUCCCCUGGGCAUGUUCCGGCUGAACGAGAACGAGUUCAUCCUUACGUACGAAGACUGCGCUGUGUAUGUCGACAAGCAUGGUGAGAUUAGCAGGACUCUCAUCAUGGAAUACACGGGCAAGCAUAAGAAGGCCAAGGGCGCAACCAUGUACGGCCAGUACCUCAUCCUGUACAAUGAGGACUAUGUCGAGGUCCGGAAUGCAGACAACGGCCGGCUACGGCAGAUUAUUGCUGGACGCGACGUGCGCAUCAUUGACUUUGGGGUGCGAGGACCGACGGGAGACAACGCGGCUCAGGCGGCACAGGUGUAUGGGCACAAUGGUGGACUGUCGACAGCCGGUGACAUCUCCAAGGGGACGGUCAAGAUUGCCAUGUCACACCCGGAGCUGCCAGGAAGACAAAUCAUCCUGGAGAUGCUUCUUAACGACGGGCAUACCGACUAA
Messenger RNA from Trichoderma reesei QM6a, 5124 nucleotides. RefSeq lists its product as uncharacterized. The record is from RefSeq and is a predicted model, not a curated record. Gene Ontology annotation, molecular function: guanyl-nucleotide exchange factor activity. NCBI's taxonomy places the organism in Eukaryota, Fungi, Ascomycota, Sordariomycetes, Hypocreales, Hypocreaceae. Bases 1 to 5124 code for a protein of 1707 amino acids. The transcript is spliced from 3 exons.